AUCGAUUAAGAAAUCCUACACGACACACGUACACAGCAGUACAUACAAACUGUAAAUACACAAUUUAUUAUUUGUUUCUAUUAAAAGUAUAAUUAUCGGUAAAAAUUUUAGGAAAUGUGUUCGUGUUUGUUAAUUUUUUUGAAAUGUGUGACUGAUUAGGAAGGAAAAUUGGUUGAAAUAUCUACAUAUCGUGUAGCCAAAUAUGUACAGUACAACUGAUUUUUUGUGUUAUAUGUAAAUAGAUACCAAAAUAAGUUUGUUCAAGCAACUUUUUGUGGAUAAAUAUACAUAUGUAUGUAUGUAUUCAUAUAACUCUAUAAACACAAAAAGUACAAAAUCCACAUGGAUAACCACCCAGAAAAGAAGUGGGAAUGUUCCAAGUGUUCAAAAAGAUUCAAAACUCGUACCGAAUUGAACAGACACCUGGCCACGCACGAUCCCAAUGCAAGGGUCAAAUGCAAGAUUUGCGGCAAACUUACAAAAAGCCUAGCUUCCCACAUGUGGGGGCUUCACAGCAACCGGGAGCGACCAAUGUGUGACACGUGUCACCGGGUGUUUGCCACCUUUCCAUCGUUACGGCAACAUAUUGACACCGUCCACAGCACGAAGGAUCGGCCUCGUUUUCCAUGCACGUUUCCCGGCUGCGAAAAAUCCUAUCUGUUCAAAAAUGACGUUUCCAAACACGUGCGAGCUGAACACGCCGAGAAUCCGGUCCGAUUUCCGUGCUCCCUUUGCGGAAAGGAAUUUAAAUCCAGGGGAGAUCUUGAGCAUCACAUUCCCACCCACACGACGGAGAAGCCGUACAAUUGCGCCACCUAUGGGAAGGGUUUCGUUAAAAAGGGAAAGAUGAAACGUCACGAGAAUACGCAUUUGGAAAUAUUUACCCGAGCCGUGUCGCAUUGUCAUAUCUGUCUUCAGACCUUCUUAGGUAGAAAUGGUCUACAAAACCACAUCCGAUUUGUGCAUGAAAAUCGGAGGGAUUAUCCGUGCACAUUUUGUGACAAGAGAUGCUCAACUUCAUCAAACCUGAGGCGGCACGUGGAGUCGAGGCACGCGAAAAAGGAGGAUCCGAUCUACUCCUGCGACAAGUGCGAGUACACGACCCACGUGAAAAGCAAUUUGGUCAUGCACGCAAGACGGCAUAGCACUGCGAAUCAUGAAUGCUACUUCUGUCGGAGGAAAUUUGACGCUUUUCAAUAUUUGAUCCGCACAAAAAGGUUCGAUUUCUGCAAGCAAAUAAUUAUAUUAAAAAAUAUUUAAUAAAAAUAUUUAUUUAGAUGCAAUGGCCAAAUGGAGGACGGCUAAAUUGAACUUAUAAAUUUGAUAUUUUCAUGCUAUUUCUGAAUUUGUAUAAACCCAAAAAACGAUAAUUUUUUGAAAAUUAAAAGUUAUUUAGAAAUGAA
This is a messenger RNA of Folsomia candida, 1403 nucleotides long. RefSeq names its product zinc finger protein 271. The record is from RefSeq and is a predicted model, not a curated record. Gene Ontology annotation, biological process: regulation of transcription by RNA polymerase II. Lineage: Eukaryota; Metazoa; Arthropoda; Collembola; Entomobryomorpha; Isotomidae. The coding region runs from base 343 to 1260 and encodes 305 amino acids. The transcript is spliced from 4 exons. Gene Ontology annotation, molecular function: DNA-binding transcription factor activity; RNA polymerase II cis-regulatory region sequence-specific DNA binding.